Messenger RNA from Poecilia reticulata (guppy), 3700 nucleotides. It is a transcript of the gene cavin2b, whose product is annotated as caveolae associated protein 2b. Gene Ontology annotation, molecular function: protein kinase C binding. Gene Ontology annotation, cellular component: caveola; cytoplasm. The record is from RefSeq and is a predicted model, not a curated record. NCBI's taxonomy places the organism in Eukaryota, Metazoa, Chordata, Actinopteri, Cyprinodontiformes, Poeciliidae.
ACAAAUUAUUCUAAGAAAAACAGUGAUAGGAAACUUAAAUCAGCUGUUUUUCCUCUGAACUCUGGUUAUAAAAGAAUGAUCCCUGUGUUUUAGUUUAACAGAACCAGGAGAGUUUCUGAGUCAGUGGAACCAGGACACACAGAGGAACUUUAAUUAGGCCGUUUUUUCUCAGGACUCUGGUUAUUGAAGAAUAUAUCUGUGUUUUAGUUUAACAGAACCAUAAACAGAACCAGUUCUGGAUCAGUGGAACCGGGCCGGCUUUCCUCUGGACUCUGGAGUUCCAGCUCGAAUACAAUGGGAGGAAAGCUGCAGUUUUCCUUCCAGAUGACUUCAUCUGAAAAACAUGGGCGAGCGAGAGACACUGGCGCUCAGUGGCUCUCUCUCCUGCCCCAUCUCCAUGGUAACUGCCCCCUCCCCCUGGGUGUGGUAGAGAGACUGAGCUCCAGGCUGAAGGCAGAGAGAGAGUUUAACCCUUUGAGGGCCAAUAGAACUGAAACCUGUUGCUGUCAGAUAGUUCUGGUUGUGAGUUCUGGUCCAGUUGUCCGGUCCAGACGUCCCUGUGGGUGAAUGGUGUGUGAACAGAGCUGGUGUCCACAGUGUGUCUCCAGUCGGUCCCGGCUGCAGCAGGGAAGGGGUUAAAGGUGUGGACGUUUCAACAGAGGGAAGUUAUCUGGAAAGUUUCCCUCCCAGCAGCCAAUCAGAGCGUAGCUCUCUAACUGCAGGCGAACAGAGUUUGGGUGUUUUCUCCACUGCAGGAGACUCUGCUUACUCCUCCGUCGACAUGGUGACCACCGAGUCCCACCAGAACCAGGACCUGAUGGUCCCCGCCGACGCCCCGGACCUGAACCUCAACCUGGACUCGCAGGGUGAGGAGCAGGCCUCUGGUUCUGCUGCCUUUGAUCCGGAGAAGCUGGGUCAGGGUCCAGUCAACGCCAUCACGGUUCUGACUCUGCUCGACAAGCUGGUCAACAUGCUGGACGCUGUGCAGGACAACCAGAACAAGAUGGAGAUGCACCAGGUCCAGAUGGAGGGCGUGGUCAGAGGGAUCCAGGCGGACAUGACCCGGCUGUCCAAGAGUCACAGCCACACGUCCAACACCGUCAGCAAGCUGCUGGAUAAGAGCCGCAAGUUGUCCGUGACCAUGAAGGAGGUCCGGGAGAGGAUGGAGCGUCAGGGUGCCCAGGUGAGGAAGCUGGAGGCGAACCAUGCCCACCUGAUCAGCAGGAACAACUUCAAGGUGCUCAUUUUCCAGGAGGAAAACGAGAUCCCGACCGAUGUUUUUGUGAAGGAGCCUCCUCCGUUUCCUCGAGAUGAGAUCCUGGAGGAAGGCGAGCCGUCUGUUCCGGGUGUCAGCGACGGCAGGCAAGACGGGGGCUUCCAGACCAUCGACCUGUCGUCUGACGAAGAUGUUGGCCUGGAAGCCGACAUGGAUGAAGAGGAGCCGUGGCCUCAGGAUCUGGACAGCAUGGAGAAGUCCACAGCGGAUAAACUGAAACGUUCCAGCCUGAAGAAGGUAGACAGCCUGAAGAAAGCCUUCUCCAGACACAACAUCGAGAAGAAGAUGAACAAGAUUGGGACAAAGAUCGUUUCAGCAGAACAACGGGAGAAGAUCAAGCAGAGAACUGCCAGCCUGAAGGUUUCCCCUCUGACCUUUGGCAUCAAGAAGUCUCGCAGAAGCUCAGACUCCCAGCCUCCGGAGUCCCUCACCGCUGAGGCCGACAUCCAGCUGCCUUCACCAGGCACCGCUGAGCUGGAGCUCCCCUUCACCGAGGUCCACGCCCAGCUGGCCCCUAAUGACCAGCAGGAGGCGCUCCAGGACCAGGUGGAAGCGGUAGUGGAGGUCAGGGAGGAAGUGGAGAAGGAGCUGGAGAUUGUGGAGGAAGUGAGGGAGGAGGUGAGGGAGGGUUCACUUGUGGUGGAGGCUGAUGUGUCGGUGGUCUCUGAGGGACUCAGUGAGGCAUACGCUCUGUCCUCCACCCUCCCUCAGGAGGAAGGAGCAGAGGAGAAGGAGGAGGAGGAGUCCUAAGCAGAACAUGAGCUUUAGAUCAGACCAGUCAGAGUUUCCAGACCUUUCUAAAGGAACUCCUCUCAGUUCAAACCAAGAACAACCAAAAGGUAUUCUGCUUUAUUCAUCAAACUUUCCAUUAAAUGUCAGCAAUCACAUUCUCCCAAAAGUUUUCCAACCUUMUCCUCUGAUAAACCUCGGGCCUCUCAGAAAUCAAACCACCAUCAAAGGGCAGAACAUGCUGCUCCUUUAGGUCUGAAGGUCAGAUUUAUUUGAUCAUAGAUGAUCGGACCCUGAUGAACCCUGAUGUUCUGACAGGUUUGAAGUUUACAUGAUGAAAAUCAUCUUGAAUUCUUCUCAUUUGAAACCUGAUGGCUACAUGUUGGGAUCCAUGGUUCCUAUCAGUGUCUGGACUUCAGCCGUUCUCCAUUUUACCAUUUUAUUUAAUUUCCAUCAGAAAAACAUGAGAAAUGUUGGGUCCAACCUGAUCAAGGAGCUUCUGGAUCUUGAAAUGAGGGGACCGUCAGGGCAAACUGGGCUCAGGAUCCUCCAGGGUUACCGUCCUCCCUAAGAGCAGACGCUGAAUCUGCAGGUUCCUGAGCGAAUCCAUCCAGUAGGUUUUAAUUAAACCCUGUUGGAAUCAAAUUCUAAUGGGUUUCCAUUAGUGGCCCUUGUUUUAUAUUUUCCCAACCAGGGUCUUUUAAAUGUGUCCUGACAACUGAACCCCCUCUCUUUGAGGUUCUUCUGAUUAUCUCCAGUCAUCCCUCUGACCAGGUCUCAUUCAUUGCUCUAUGAUGUUGCUAAGGGAACACCCUCUGCGGUUGAUCCAAGUUUUUUUUUAAUGUUUUGACAUUCCAUGGGUUUUUCUCUGUAUUCCUUGUAUUUCUCUAGAAGUUUCCACAACAUUCUGUCGCAGCUCCUAAAAAUCUCUGCCAGACUUUCAGCAACGUUCCAGCGUCUCCCCAUUGUUCUCCUAAUGUUCUUCGCCUGACCAUUGAGUAGUCUUCCCUCCUUCUCAUGUUCCACCAGUGUUUGUUUUCUGAAUACAGAAGUCCUGCUUUAGAUUCAUCAUGUUCCUGGUUUUCCAGGAACCAGCUGUCAGAACCACUGACAGCUGGUCAGUGGUUCUGACAGCUGGUCAGAACCACUGACCAGCUGUCAGUGGUUCUGUUGAUAUUCUACCAAACGUUCUCUGAUCAUCUCAGUGUUCCUGAACUCCAGACGGUAGAGAGGUGAAACAGUGCCUGCCUGCUGUCACACAUUAUUGAUAACAUUAUUGAUGAUUUGCGAUUCCAACUGAUUGAUUGAUCUAAAAUGCUUAAUUUCUUUUUUUUUUUUUUUUGUUCUGCCAAAGAUUAUUUCCUUCUGCAUGUCGUCUCUGGUGUUGAUGGAACAUUUCUUGUCCUAAAGUCUCCAGACUGUCUGAAUUGUGGUUUAUGUCUUUAGUUAUGAGCUCAGUGAAAUACAGGCUCCUCUGCUUUGCCUCUCUGAAGCCACCUGCUGAUAGAUUGUUGUAAAUAUUGUUACACUUUUUCUGUUCUUUGCUAUAAAAGUUUUAACUCUGUAGGUCAGAGGACACGCUUUCCUCACCAGAUAAUAAACCUGAUGGUGCUUUUCACUUUGUCAUUGCUUGUAUAAAUUCUUUUUUCCCACAAAACUCUGUAGUCAAUAAACUAUCACACACAUGCACACACA